Pterocles gutturalis (yellow-throated sandgrouse) is the source of this 1227-nucleotide messenger RNA. It is a transcript of the gene UXS1, whose product is annotated as UDP-glucuronate decarboxylase 1. The annotation marks the transcript as partial. Gene Ontology annotation, biological process: D-xylose metabolic process. The record is from RefSeq and is a predicted model, not a curated record. The transcript has 6 exons. NCBI's taxonomy places the organism in Eukaryota, Metazoa, Chordata, Aves, Pterocliformes, Pteroclidae. Gene Ontology annotation, molecular function: UDP-glucuronate decarboxylase activity; NAD+ binding. Gene Ontology annotation, cellular component: cytoplasm.
GAAGGAGUUGAAGUGAGAGUUGCCAGAAUAUUCAAUACCUUUGGUCCUCGAAUGCAUAUGAAUGAUGGUAGAGUUGUCAGUAAUUUUAUCCUACAAGCUCUCCAAGGCGAACCACUAACAGUCUAUGGACCUGGAACUCAAACAAGAGCUUUCCAGUAUGUCAGUGAUCUUGUGAAUGGGUUGGUGGCGUUGAUGAACAGCAAUGUCAGCAGUCCUGUCAACUUGGUGAGUCCAGAAGAGCACACUAUCCUAGAAUUUGCCCAGUUAAUUAAAAAACUUGUUGGCAGUGGGAGUGAAAUCCAGUUUCUCUCAGAAGCGCAGGAUGACCCUCAGAAACGAAAACCUGACAUCAGAAAAGCCAAGUUAUUGCUUGGCUGGGAACCUGUGGUCCCAUUGGAAGAAGGUUUGAAUAAAGCAAUUCAUUACUUCCGUAAAGAACUUGAGUAUCAAGCGAACAAUCAGUAUAUUCCCAAACCAAAACCUGCAAGGAUGAAAAAAGGAAGAACAAGACAUAACUGAAGACUGUUAGUUGGACAGGAGAUUCCCUGCUUGACGUUUGACGGAUGUAAUUUUUUUCUUUUUUUUUUUUUUUUUUUUUUGAGAGAGAGACUUUGAAACAGGUAUCAUGAAGAACAAACUGGAAUUUCAUUCUGAAGCUUGCUUUAAAGAAGUGGAUGUGCCUAAAAAUAACAAAUAUUCCCCUUCCCCUGCAAAUCUUGCCUUGCACUUUUUAAAUCUGUCUUUUUAUGUAAAAUAGAGUAGGAGCAUCCUUUAGUAUCUUCAAGUUUUAUAUCUUGCUGUGAGAUCAUUUUGUUGUGACUGUCCUUGACAGUUUUAUUUACUGGUUUCUUUGUGAAGCUGAAGAUAAACACAAACGGGAUGGAAAAUGCCAAUUUAUUUAUAAAAUGGGUACUAUAAAAUAUGAGAUGUUCUACUAUGCAUAAGAAAAAAGCUAGUGGUAUUGUCAGGUGAGAGAUACUGACAUCUAAGUACAGAGGAGUUUAAAAGAAUUCUGUAUGAGAGCUUUAUGUAUUCUUUAAAGGAGAGAUUUUUUCAAGGGUUUAGCUUUAGUUGUACACUUGAAUUUGAGAUAUUUUCAUUGAUUACCAUGGAUAAGGAUAUUUUGAAUCACUACUGUGUUGUGCGUACUCUGGGAAUAAAGUUAAUGUAUUAUUGGUUACAGUGGUUGAAUAUGCUAUUUUAAUAAAAUAUUGAAACUUCUAUUUA